This is a messenger RNA of Poecile atricapillus (Black-capped chickadee), 5125 nucleotides long. It is a transcript of the gene MPZL1, whose product is annotated as myelin protein zero like 1. The coding region runs from base 4 to 882 and encodes 292 amino acids. The record is from RefSeq and is a predicted model, not a curated record. The transcript has 5 exons. Lineage: Eukaryota; Metazoa; Chordata; Aves; Passeriformes; Paridae. Gene Ontology annotation, cellular component: focal adhesion; membrane; cell surface.
UUGAUGGCAGGUAUAAUGCCAUGUCUGUGCAAUCACUCGAUGCAGGAGUUAUUGAUGCCUCUUCUCUUCUGCCCUUCUAGCCAGUGUGACAUGAACUUGCUGAUUCUCAAAGCAGCACUGAUGUGUCUCGUUCUUCUCCCUUCUUCUCUUUGCCUUUCCCAUGCAGUCCAAGUAUCAGCAGUAGAGGUCAACACCCCGGAGGAGAUGUUUGUGGAGAACGGGACGGACGCAAAGCUCCCAUGUACGUUCACAUCCGUAGAAGUGAUCAGCAGUGCAGCAUCUGUCUCCUGGAGCUUUCAACCUGAGGGAGCAGCCACUCGUAUCUCAUUUUUCUAUUACUCUAAUGGGAAGUCAUACCCUGGAAAGGACAUACCAUUUAAAGACAGGAUCACUUGGGCUGGAGAUCUUAACAAGAAAGAUGCUUCUAUCACUAUAUCAAACAUGCAGUUCCGGGACAACGGCACGUACAUUUGCGAUGUCAAGAACCCACCUGACAUUGUUGUCAAACCAGGAGAAAUCCGAGUUAGAGUUGUGGAGAAAGACAGCCUGCCUGCGUUCCCCAUUGCCACCGUGGCAGGGAUAGCCAUCGGUACGGUUACAGGUCUCUCAUCGCUCAUCUCUAUUGUCGUGUGUCUUGUCAUCAGAAAGAACAACUCUAAAAAACGAUACUCUGGCUGCAGUACCUCUGAGAGCUUGAUGUCUCCGGUUAAGCAGGCUCCGCAGAAGGCGCCCUCCGACACAGAGGGCCUGGUAAACAGCGUGCCCGCCAGAUCACACCAGGGCCCAGUCAUUUACGCGCAGUUAGAUCACUCCGGGGGACAGCACAGCGACAAGAUCAACAAGUCAGAGUCUGUGGUCUACGCCGACAUUCGGAAGAACUGAGAUCCUCAGCUAUCCAAAGGACAACACACAUUCAGACUGGAAUUGCUUGAGCAAGAUUUGACCCAGAGAACUCACAUGUGGCCUUUGAUGCCUAGGCUAGGACCAAUGCAUGUGCAUACAGAGGGAGAGAUAUAUAUGUAUUGUGUGUAAAUAGUCUAUUUAAUCGUACAGAAGUGAGACCAAUGUUGCAUGUUGAAAUGCGGUAAGAAUUCUGCUUAUAAAUUGCCAAUAUUCUUUUUUUUUUUUUUUUUGUAUCUUGUGUGACGAGAGAGAAAGUGAAAACUCGCAUCACAAUUUUAAAAUAUUUUUAUCUUGAUUAUUAAUGGAGAAACUGGAAGAUACCUGAAGAUUCUAGAUUCACCUGGAGAUUCUUUUUUCUUUGCUUAUAGGGCCUAAUUUCUUUUAUUGAGGUGACUAUAAAGAAGACACCUUCUUUAUAUUCAGAGUUCUUUAUGUAUACAGGGUAUUUAUCUUUCCUUGGUCAGAUUCUCAGUACAGGCUGCCUUCUCAUGUAAACUAGACCCUCUCAUGUGGUCUUGUAAGCCAAACUGUGACUCCUAGCUAUCAGAAAUGUAUGUCUUAGCAGUGUGAGUGAAGGAAAUCCUUUAGGCCUACCUGACCUGUGUAAUGUGGGUCACAAAACUGUUUACUUCUCAAUGAGCCCAGCUAUUCAAGUUUAGUCCUUUAAGGUUCAGGGAUAGUGUUGAUCUAAUGAAUUUUGUGAAAUGGUAGUUUACCUGUGAAAACUGUGAAGGAGAUAGUGAGUUAAAGGCAUAGGAAGCUGUAGCUGUAGGUGGUUACCUCAGACUCUCUUGAACCUUUCAGUGAAAUAUUUCUUCCUCAAAGCUCUGUCAUUUCAUGUAAGCAUUACAAAGGGCUCCAAGGGAUCUGGAAGCUGUAGUACUCCCAUACCUCUCUCCCAUAGCUCUAUUAUGCCACUGUCACCUCCUUGAAGGUGUUUUAUCUCUUCUCAAAAGCCUGUAGUGGAGGCUGAACAACUUCUGGAGGAAAUCUAGGGCUCUUUGGGUUUUUUGAUAUGUGGGUUUUUUUGGGUAACCAAUAUUUGCACAGAAGAUGUGGAUGGGCAGUUUAUUUCCUUCAUCUCUGCAAGUCUACUGCUUGAAUACAAUUCUCCAGCCUCUUGUUUCUAGGUUAAACUCCUCCUAGAUUGUCAAGGAUCUCUGCUGAUGAGGAUUUCUUUUGUUGACCCACUGAAUCCUGAAAUCUGGUGCUCAAAACUACAAGUGGCCUUUCAGCAGAGAUCUUCUCAAAGUGGCAGAAGUAUUAUUAUAGAAGAGGGAUUUCUGUUUUGUACAUCCUAAUGUGGUGGUUUUGGUUUGGGUUGGUUUUUUUGGGGGGCAAAUAAUUUUCAGUUUGGUCUAUUGUAAUGCCUUUUCUCCGAUUCUUAGCCAUUUCCUAGUUCAGUCUGUUUCACAGAAUCGGUUCCAGAAUGGUUGAGGGUGGAGGGACCUCUGGAGAUCACCCAGUCUGCCUCAAGCAGGGUCAACCAGAGGAGGCUUCUCUGCACUGCGCCCAGUUCUGAGCAUCUCCACAGGUGGGAACUCUACAGCAUCUCUGGGCAACCUCUCCAAACAAACUCAAGCCCACAUUUCACUCUAACAGCAAGCACAUGAAAAAUAGUUACAGACCCCUGGCAGACCCUUUCACAACCAUAUUAGAUAAUCCUUUAAUUAUGACAGUGCAGUUUUAAUAACUAUUUUGUGUACAGUGGUGGUCUUUUUCCCAAUGAAGUUAGGUAUGCCAACACUAUAUUCUUUCAUCAGGAUCAGACUUCACUGGUUUCCUGACAACAGCUGCCUUUAUUAAAAAUCAACAGCUUUACUUUUUGUAUACAUGCACUGGGUAGAUCUUAGGACAUUGUCCUCAAAGCCAGAACCAGCUUCUUAAAACUGAGACUAAGAAGGAAAUAAUGGAUUAAUUUAUUCUGCCAUAUGUCGGUUGCUAAUCCUGAAAUACCUGAAUUUGUGUAAUUUUUCUUCCAAGACUUGGCUGGUAUGAAAAAAAAAGGUCAUGCUUCAAUUUUAAAGGAGGUUUUUAAGGCACCAGUUUUCAGGUACUUGCCUAGUCUUGUAGGGAACUGAGACACCAAGCUAUGGCUAACUAACAGCUCUGUAAAUAUUCUAGCAUUUUACUUUUUGGCAAUAACAGAUUUGAGCUAAAAAAUGGACAAAUUUCUUCACAGGAGACCUUUAAAUAUCUUCUUCUACUUCAUGGAUUAAGCAGUUGUUUGUUUUUUCUAAUGAAGGCUCCACAUGAAGGGGUAUGGGGCUUGUACCCAGUGCUGGAAGCUGGAGUGGGACCUACUCACCCCAGAAACGCUUAGGGUAGUAUGUCCACUCAAGCUUCCAUCUGCUGAUACGAUCCACUGUCUUGGUUGCUGCAGUGCUCAUGUCGGUGACUGUAGUCAGGAAGUUCUUUACCCAGAAGAUGGUGAGGCCCUGGCACAGGAUGUCCAGAGAAGCUGUGGAUGCCCCAUCCCUGGAAGUGUUCAGGGAUGGGUUGUAUGGGGCUCUGAGCAACCUUGUGUGACGGAAGGUGUCCCUGCCCAUGACAGGGGGGUUGGAACUGGAUGAUCUUUAAGGUCCCUCCCAACCCAAUCCAGUCAGUGAUUCUGUGGUUCUAUAGGAUCUUCUCAAGCGCUGAAUUCUGCACCUGGCAGCCAGGAGGGGCAUCCCUGUCCUGGGGGGCACCAGGCCGAGCAUCGCCAGCCAGGCAAGGGAGGGGAUUGUCCUGCUCUGCUCUGGGCUGGGGGGGCCUCACCUCCAGUCCUGGGGGCAGCUUUGGGUGCCACAAUACAAAAAAGACAUGAAGCCAUUGGAGAGUGUCCAAAGGAGGCCACGAGGAUGGUGAGGGGAGUGGAGGGGAAGCCUUAAGAGGAGUAGCUGAGGUCACUUGGUCUGUUCAGCCUGGUGAAGAGGAGAUUGAGGGGAGAGCUCAUUGCUGUCUUCAACACCCUCAUGAAGGGAAGCAGAGGGGCUGACACAGCUCUCUUCACUCUGUGACCAGUGACAGGACCCAAGGGAAUGGGAUGAAGAUGAGUCAGGGGAGGUUUAGGUUGAAUAUCAGGAAAAUGUUUUUCACCCAGAGGGUGGCUGGGCACUGAACAGGCUCCCCAGGGCACCAGCCUGACAGAGUUCAAGAAGUGUUUGGACAAUGCUCUCAGGCACAUGGUGUGAUUCUUGGAGUGUCCUGCCUAGGGCCAGGAGUUGGAUUCAAUGAUCUUGAAGGUCUGUUCUAACCUAGUGUUUUGUGAUUAAGAUCAGGAGGAAUCCUGCUGCUGCUGCUUUCCUUAUCUAUCAGUCUGUUACUUGCCAACAUUUAUUUUACUCUUCAUAAAACACUAAUGCUUUGGAUGUAGUUGAUGGAGAAACUUGAUUUUGAUCUGCCUUGUGUUCAUCCCUGUGCAUCACCAAGUUUCUCCCCCAACAUUUUUGAGUAAGAGGGAGAAUUGUGAUGAAUGUGAUGAUCAGUAACUCGGUGCUAUGAGAAGAUGGGGCUGGUCUUGCUGCUUCUUUUCCUGCUGGAACGUACUGGAGUAUCUGAGCACAAUUCUGAUGUGGUGCUAACGUUAGGAAGUACACGAAUCCGGUGCUAACUUUAGGACUGAUCUGGUGCUAACUUUAGGAGACACACUGAUCUGGCUAGUUUUGACUGACUUAAGGAGACAUCUCCUUGCAUGGCAUUUGUCUAGCUGGUAUGUUCAUAUUGCCUAGACUGAGGAGGUUCCCUGCAAGGCUUCUUGGGUCCUCUGUAUGAAGGCAUUUUAAAAAACACUAAACUUCUUCUUAUAAAUAAAAGUCUUCCCCCAGGAAUGACAGAAAUCUGUCUGAAUCCCUCUCCAGUGCCAAGGCUGUUGUAUUUUUUGUCAUGGAAAAUUGGGCAAUGUAAUUAUUAAGUAACAUAUUCAUGCUGAAGUCAAAAGAACUUCAGGCAUUGUGAGACAACACUUGUGAGCUUUCUGUUCCUCAGGUUAUAUGAGAUGGUUUAAUGAUAUGGUAACCUGUGCUGAUGAAAGGGACUGAUGCUGAGUUGGCUUAGUAAAGUCUCAGGAAAUAGAGGAUUUCUCUUCCUUGAUGGGUAGACCAAGGACAGGUUAAAGUCAGACAAGGUUAUCAUAUCCUGAUGUUCUGGUGACCAGAAGCUUAACUCUGUUUGCUCUUCUGCUGUUCUCUUAAUUCUCUGAUGCUGCUCCUUGCAGGAGGAAAAGAACAGCUUGGACUUU